Molecule: messenger RNA, 3696 nt
Organism: Epinephelus moara (kelp grouper)
Lineage: Eukaryota; Metazoa; Chordata; Actinopteri; Perciformes; Serranidae
Product: intermediate filament protein ON3
Exons: 10
Coding region: 294-1637 (447 amino acids)
Biological process (GO): intermediate filament organization; keratinization
Cellular component (GO): keratin filament
Molecular function (GO): structural constituent of skin epidermis
Source: RefSeq, a predicted model, not a curated record
UCUUAUACUCACCUGGUUCGCCUCUCUUUGCAGUCGCUCAGUCGUUCUCUGCUCAGCCUGUUCUCUGCACGUCUUGCAUCUUCUUAUUAACCUGCAUUUCACUGUAAACAAUUUCUUCUUCUGCUCUUGUUUUACUAAUCACUUCCAAGUCUCUUCUUCUCCUUGCUGCCUGUUUUCCAUUUCAUCUAUCUCAGUCCUUCCACCACCUGCUCCUCUGCUUCCUUCAACCAUUCUCCAUCUUUUUGUCUCUCUCUACCUUCUUCUCUGCAUCCCACCACACCUCUGUCUCCACCAUGAGUCUGAGUCGUACCAAGCGAAUCAGCUCCAGUAGCUCCGUCCGGACCAGCAGUGGGUCAAGGAGGCUGAGUGGUUUCGGUCCUGGUCAGGGGGGUUUCAGUGGCAUCUCCCUGAGCAGCAGCUCUCUCUACACGAGUGCCAACGGGCACCACCACGGCCUCGGUGCCCCGCUGGCCUCCCUGUCGGUCAACAAGAGCCUGCUGGCCCCCCUCAACCUGGAGAUCGACCCGAGCCUGUCCAUGUGCCGAGCCCACGAAAAGGAGCAGAUCAAGAGCCUCAACAACCGCUUUGCAAGCUUCAUUGAUAAGGUACGUUACCUGGAGCAGCAGAACAAGAUGCUUCAGACCAAAAUGGAUCUGAUGCAGGGCCAGGUGGUGAACCGGUCCAACGUGGAGCCCCUGUUCGAGGCCUACAUGGCGGGUCUGAGGCGCCAGAUGGACCUGGUCAAUAAUGACAAGACCAAACUGGACGGGGAGCUGAGGAACAUGCAGGGCUUGGUGGAGGACUACAAACACAAAUACGAGGAAGAGAUUAACAAGAGAAACAACCUGGAGAACGACUUUGUUAUCCUGAAGAAGGAUGUAGACUCAGCUUACCUGGUAAAGGCUGACCUGGAGGAUAAAGUGGGAGCUCUGACUGAUGAAAUCAACUUCCUGCGCAAUGUCUAUGAGGAGGAGCUGCGUGAGCUGCAGGCGAGCAUCAAAGACACCUCGGUGGUGGUGCAGAUGGACAACAGUCGCAGCCUGAACAUGGAGCAGAUUGUAGCUGAGGUCAAAUCUCAGUACGAGGAGAUCGCAGCCCGCAGCAGAGAGGAGGCUGAGGAUUGGUACAAGAGCAAAUUUGACCAGAUGUCGGUGCAGGCGAGUCAGUAUGGAGACGAGCUCCGCAUCGUGAAGGGAGAGGUGGCUGAGGUCAACCGACUGAUCAGCCGGCUGCAGAGUGAGAUCGAGGCUGUCAAAGCUCAGCGUGGCAGCCUGGAGAACCAGCUGGCUGAGGCUGAGGAGCGUGGAGAACUGGCUGUGAAAGAAGCCAAAGCCCGGACCAGAGACCUGGAGGACGCUCUGCAGAGGGCCAAACAAGACAUGGCCAGACAGCUCAGAGAGUAUCAGGACCUGAUGAACCUGAAACUGGCUCUGGACAUUGAGAUCGCCACCUACAGGAAGCUGCUGGAGGGAGAGGAGGACAGACUUGGACAACAGACCGUCCUCAACAUCCAGUCCAUUUCCAGCUACAGUACUAAAAGUACUAAUGGCUACCACAGUAACAGCUGCUCUCCUGCUCCAAAACUUCUGAUAAAGACAACCGAGACCAGAGACAGCAGCCGAUACAGCACUCACUGAGACGACACACAAGACAUGCAUGCAGUGGUGGAACUGAACUAAGUAUAUUUACUCAAUUACUGUACUUAAAAGGGAACAUCACCUAAAUGAAUAAUUCAAAUAUGUUAAAAUUUGAAUUUAAAUAUGUUAAAGUAAACCAGAGAAGGAAGUCUCAAACUUGCGAUGUCAUAAUGGAUAAAGUUUUGAGCUGCUCCAAAGACAAUGCAUGGCAGCCUGAUUUUAAGAACCCCCAAAAUGUUUUUUUGUUUUUAUUUAUACUCAAAUGAGCUUUAUUCUAUUGUAGUUGUAGGAGCUAAGUCUACUACUUGCAGCUACUGAGAUAUUUAACCUGACCUGGCUGACACGCUUGCUUCAGUUGAUGCCUCUGUUUCCUGACCUGCAGGCUCCAGUUGCAGAACAAUCAUCCUAUUUAUUCAUACCAGCAUGCAAUUUCAGGCAUGGUAUCAAAGCAGGCAAUUUCUUUAUUUUCAUCAAAAACUGAACACACAACUGUCGAGCAUGUCGAGCAAUCUUUCAUCAAAAACUGACUUUACACCUGAUGACAUCACAAAUUCGAGUUUUAGCACUCUAGUUUUUUUGGAUUUGGGAGAGAGCUCUUUUUAAUUUACAAAUAUUUUUGGACAGUCUUAGACCAUAGGAAUAACAUGUAUACAUUUUUAAAUAGACGCAGUUCCCCUUUAAGAAGAAAUACUUUUCUUUUCAUGCCACAUUAUACUUCUACUCCAUUCCAUUUUUACUUUUUACUGCACCACUGCAGCUUUAGUUACUAACAGAUUAAGAUUUUUGCAAACAUUAUCACGAGUUUAUAAAAUAUGAUACAUAUAUUUGUCCGCUAAUCAAAUAGUUGAGGUACAAAAAAUGAACUAUUUUGAUGGUUGAAGUUAAUAAGUUUGAUAUACAUUAAUCUUGUGAAAACAUUUCAUGGUAUUAGCUUUACAAAUGUGCAGAUUUUGCUGCUUUUUCUUUUAAUAACAUUAUUAAUUGUUGUGUGUUAGUAAUAAUAUGGAGGACUGGACUGUUGGUUGGACAAAACAAGCAUUGUGGGUAAUCGUGACAGUAUUUCUUAUUAUUUUCAGAAUUUUUACAAACCAAACAAUCAAUCAAUGAGUGGAGAAAAUAAUCAGCAAAUUAAUUCAUAAUGAAAAUAAUCAUUAGUUAACAGUUCAAAAUGAGCUCCAACUCAACCAGCUUCAACAGUAAAAUCUUGCUUUGAAUGCACGAGUCAUAAUAAUAUAAUGAUAAUAUAUAGAAUAGUUUAUUUUUCUCCUGUUAUUACUUACAUUUACCCGAUUAUACUUACAUACUUUUGCCUGAGUAACAUUUCAAUGCAGGACUUUUAUGUGUAUUGUGGUAUCAGUACUUUUACGUGAAGAUCUGAGCACUUCCUCCAACACUGCAUGCAUGUAUCACUAUACACACUCGUACACCCACAAUAACCAUGUGGAUGCUUCACAAACACACAUCUACAGUUUCAUUAUAAUUUUCUAACAUGUUUCUAAAUGUGUAAGGGUGCAGGUUAGUUACUAACUUUUACUUACUGUAGAAAAAAGGAAAAAUAAAAUCAUUUAUACAUCUAAAUAUGGAAAAGUAAGCACGGGGAAUUGUUGUUUCUAAUAUAAUUUAAACUAUAUAAAGAUUUUAAUGUGUUAACUGUAGUCAGUUGGGUCAAUUGUAUCUCAGACUUUAGUUGUACUUAGCAGCAUGGGGUCUUUAACCCUCUUUGGUUCCUAACAAACACUGUAAUAGACUGCUCUAUUAUUUGUCUAUGCUAAAUUGAUGUGUGGUGAGAUGAUAAGAAUAUAAAAAUACUGUAGUCUUGGAGAUAAUUGUUGGGGAUAUCCUGCUAGAAGUGUGAUUAGAUGUGCAUUUUGUGUCCAACACAGAAUAUUGUUUCUUUAAUUUGCCAGCUUAAUGUGACUGUUUUUGACUCUAAAGUUCAACAUUUUCUUGAUGCUAUUAUCAGAUAAACAUGUAGUCUUCAUCUACAUAUGUGACCACUGGGUUUAAAGUGUUUAUUACUUUUCGGCUGUUGCUUUAACAAAUAAAAUAAAAAAGGAAA